Molecule: messenger RNA, 1849 nt
Organism: Helianthus annuus (common sunflower)
Lineage: Eukaryota; Viridiplantae; Streptophyta; Magnoliopsida; Asterales; Asteraceae
Product: aldehyde oxidase GLOX
Exons: 1
Coding region: 68-1696 (542 amino acids)
Source: RefSeq, a predicted model, not a curated record
AAGUGCCACCACCACCUCAUAGAACACAGAAAACCUCCACUGAGACAUACCAUAAAAACUCAAACUGAUGACCUUUUCCACUUCCAUCAUCACUCACCAUCUUAUCUUCAUCCUCCUCCUACUCCUCCUCCAUGCUCCACCAUGUCCCGCUAGCGGCGGAUCAUGGUCCAUCCUCCUCCCAAGCAUUGGCAUCUCAGCCAUGCACAUGCAACUACUUCCCAAUGACCGUGUUGUUAUGUUUGAUCGCACUGACUUUGGCCCCUCUCAAAUCUCCCUUCCAAAAGGAAAAUGCCGCCACAACUCAACCGAUUGCUCUGCCCAUUCGGUUGAGUAUGAUGUUGCGUCCAAUUCCAUACGUCCACUUACUCUACGCACAGAUAUUUGGUGUUCCUCUGGAGCUUUAAUGCCAAACGGAAGAUUGACCCAAACCGGUGGCUGGAAUGAAGGUUUUCGUGUUGUGAGGAAUUAUAAACCAUGUGACAAAUGUGAUUGGCAAGAGAUACAAAAUGGGUUGGUCCAACCAAGAUGGUAUGCAACCAAUCAUAUAUUGCCUGACGGUCGCCAAAUUAUUAUUGGCGGUCGUCAGACAUUCGACUAUGAGUUUUAUCCUAAGAUGUCAGCGACCGAGAACCCUCACAGUUUACCUUUUCUUGUUCAAACAAAUGAUCCCAAUGUUGAAAAUAAUUUGUACCCAUUUGUAUUCCUCAUUCCUGAUGGAAAUUUGUUUAUUUUUGCAAACAACCGCGCAAUUUUAUUUGACUACUCAAAGAACCAAGUUGUGAGGACGUACCCAAGUAUGCCCGGUGGUCAACCAAGGAACUACCCAAGCACAGGCUCCGCGGUACUACUACCUUUGCGGAUAACAAAUGGGGUGGUAGAUACUGUGGAGGUUAUGAUUUGUGGGGGCGCGCCAAAAGGAGCUUUCACUAAUGCAUUAAAUGGGAAAUUUGAUAGAGCUUUGGAUACUUGUGGUCGGAUUAAAGUAUCCGAUCAAUAUCCAAAAUGGUUCAUGGAAACCAUGCCUUUGGCUAGAGUAGUAGGCGACAUGCUACUACUCCCAAAUGGCCAUGUAUUGCUCAUUAAUGGUGCGUCAGCUGGGUCCGCAGGGUGGGAGCUUGGGAGGAACCCUGUUCUAAACCCAGUAGUUUACGGUCCUGAGGACCCAGUUGGCUCUAGAUUUAAGGUGCAGAACCCAAGCACCAAACCUCGAGUUUAUCAUUCCACCGCGGUUUUGUUAAGAGAUGGCCGGGUUCUAGUUGGUGGAAGUAAUCCUCAUGACAAAUAUGUGUUCACCGACGUAAUUUACCCAACAGAAUUGAGCUUGGAAGCCUUUUCUCCUUCUUAUUUGGAUUCUAGUUUGGUCACAUUACGCCCCAACAUAAUCUUGCCAAAAACUAAUUCAAAGAUAAGAUAUGGUAAAGGGCUGGCUAUUAGAUUUACCGUGUCAGGCCCUGUGAAUCUGAAUUUGGUCUCAGUGACAAUGAUAUCACCCUCAUUUAACACACACUCGUUUUCCAUGAAUCAAAGGUUGUUGGUCCUUGACAGCAGCAACUCCACCAAGUCUGUCGGACAAUCUUACUAUACAGUCAAUGUGAUAGCGCCUCCAUCCGGUAAUAUUGCUCCGGCUGGUUAUUAUCUUCUGUUUGUGGUCCAUAAAGAGAUACCAAGUCCAGGUGUAUGGGUCCGAAUACAGUGAUUAAAAAUCUGCAGUUGGUCUGCAUUUAUUGCUUUUAUUUAUGAUUACUUAUUUCUAUCGUACCCCAUUUAUUAAGUGUAGAUAUAUUUCUUUCAUAAUUAUAACUUAAUAAACAUAUAAGAUCGAAGAUAGCUUCCUGUGUUAUUUCAUGUA